GCCCUGACUUCCCCUUCCCCUGCGCCCCGCGACCUUCGCUCUGGUGGGGGCCUUGGGAUAGUCAGGUUCCCCCGGCUUAUCUCGGUUGCGGAGGACAGCUCCUAAGAGGCCCCCGCGGGCCCUCGCGUGGGACUGGGGCCUCCCGAGCCGCGUUGGGGGGGCCAGUCCCGGCCUGGGUCCCAGCUGUCAGCCUCCUCAAAGAGCCGCACUGGAGGAACCGGACUCGCCUAGCGCGGGCUCCAGCCGUUGGGACAUCCAGCUGUCAGCUUUUCCACUUGGAUCUCUGUCUCCUCAUUUCUCCAGUCUCCUCAGACAGAAGCCCUCGGGGUAUGUAACAGCCAUGCCUGUGGACACGUUGACUCCGGGAGCCCGGGACACCCCCGCCCUACCUUUCCGCUUACGGACCAAGGUCCCCGGCUACCUGCUACGGCGACCAGCAGAUGGUGGAGCCCGGAAACCUAGUGCUGUAGAGCGCCUAGAGGCCGACAAGGCCAAAUACGUCAAGAGCCUGCAUGUGGCCAGUACCCGCCAGGAACCUGUGCAGCCCCUGCUGUGCAAACAGCCACUCUUCAGCCCGGGAACUCGCCGCACGGUGCUCACGCCUAGCCGUCGAGCCCUGCCUGGCCCAGGCCGCCGGCCCCAGCUGGACCUGGACAUCCUUAGCAGCCUAAUCAACUUGUGUGAUAGUCCUGUGUCCCCUGUUGAAGCCGGCCGUACCCCCGGCCGGGCAGAGGGGGCCCUCCAGCCUCCCCCAGCCACACCGCCACGCCCACCACCCAAUAUUGCUGCAGUCCGCAGAGUGGAUGUCCUUCCCCUGGCGGCGUCACCUGCCCAGCCCUGCCCAUCACCAGGCACUGCCUCCGCCCCUAGCCCGGCCCGGCCCCCAGGCCUGCAGCGUUCCAAGUCGGACCUGAGUGAGCGCUUCUCACGGGCAGCAGCGGACCUGGAGCGAUUUUUUAACUUCUGCGGCCUGGACCCGGAGGAGGCACAGGGUUUGGGUGUGGCCCACCUAGCGCGGGCCAGCUCAGACAUCGUGUCCCUGGCUGGGCCCAGUGCUGGGCCGGCCAGCUCCGAAGGGGGCUGCUCCCGCCGCAGCUCUGCCACCAUCGAGGACCGGGCUCGGGAGCGCGUCCCCUACGGCGUGUCAGUGAUAGAGCGCAACGCCCGCGUGAUCAAAUGGCUGUAUGGGUUGCGGCAAGCACGGGAGACUCCAGCAGCCGAGGGCUAGGCCUCCAUUGGACUCGACAUUGGCCAGAGAACAGAUCUCAGGCAGUUGGCCCCUUGACCUCUCCUGCCUCCAUUCCCUCCUUGGGGCAGACCAGAGGCUGCUGCCCUGUGUGAACUUGCUGUAGAGCCAAAGGCUCAGAGGCUGGACCAGCAUCCAUCUGGCAAGGACCGACCUGGAGGGAGUUGGCUCUUGACCUUGGAGCACCGCCUACCCCUCGCAUGUAGGGUUUUGACAUGAAUGUACCCCUGCUUGUAGAUUUGGAUUUGGGGCACUUAGCCCUUUCUGCUGAGAGUGAGGGGCCAAGGGAUCUCACCAGAGCUGGCUACCCAGCAGCUCUGUUUCUUUUUUUGUUCCUUGGCCUCUGACCUUUACUGACUUCCUCUUUCUUACCCAGUGGGCCUUGGUUCCCUGGGAACUCACCCUGGGGUGGGGGCAGGGAGGAGUGACCUAUACACGUUCUUCAAGGGCCAUGGCAACCUGGGCCUAGGUGGGUAGACUACAGAAAGGACUGGUAGGAGUCUGCAGUGCUCUGACUUCCGUCCUUUUGGUUAAUAAACACAAAUGCUUGUUUUUCAA
Molecule: messenger RNA, 1804 nt
Organism: Hippopotamus amphibius kiboko
Lineage: Eukaryota; Metazoa; Chordata; Mammalia; Artiodactyla; Hippopotamidae
Gene: FAM110A
Product: family with sequence similarity 110 member A
Exons: 2
Coding region: 341-1228 (295 amino acids)
Source: RefSeq, a predicted model, not a curated record